This is a messenger RNA of Closterium sp. Yama58-4, 2856 nucleotides long. The record is from the annotation of a GenBank genome assembly. NCBI's taxonomy places the organism in Eukaryota, Viridiplantae, Streptophyta, Zygnematophyceae, Desmidiales, Closteriaceae.
AUGCUCUGCGCAUUCUGCUCAGCGCCCGCAACUCGUUCAAGCGCGUUUCAGCAGCAGCAGCAGCAGCAGCUGAGGCAGAGACAGGCAGCCGGGGGCGGGGAAGGAACUGCAGCUGCUGGUGAUGGUGGUGGUGAUGUAGGAGUAGGAAUGGAAGGGGAGAGGCUGCUAGAAGCGAAGCUGCUGCGUUGCCUGACUAAGGUACACCAGCAGGUGGCUGCUGGCGUGCCUGAGACGAUUGUGGAGGGGGAUGAGGAGGAGGAGAGUGAGGAGGAUGGAGAGGUAAGUAGGCAGAAGGACGGAGCGAGAAACUUGGAGCCUGGCCUUGUAGAUGAAGGGGAAGAAGAGGAGGAGGUUAGUGAGGAGGACAGUGGUGGGGAGGAGGGUGAGGGGGGAAGAGAGCACAAAGAGCUGGGGGCUGAGGAGAUGGAUGAGGAAGAAGAGGGAGGCGAGGAAGCGGAGGAAGAUGGAGAAGAGGGCGAGGGGGAAAUGGGCGAUGAGGGGGAUAUGGAAGAGGCGGAACCUGAGGAUGGGGCAGGUGAAAAGGAUCAGAUAUCCCGCUUGGCGUCUGAUGUGGCGAGGUACAUGGAGAGAAGUAGGCACUCGGGAAGCAAAGCUGGUCAACCGAGUCAACCUAGCAACUCAGUUAGUGGUGGUGGUGGUGGUGGUGUUGCUGCUGCGGAUGGUGCUUUCAGCACUGUUACUACUGAAAGUGUUGGCGAAGGGAUUGGUUCAGGAACAACAGUGGAAGGGGAGAAGGAGGAAGACCUCGGCACUCCCACUAUCUCCAGGCACGCACCAACUCCCACGUGGGGUAGUAGUGCUUCCCCGGCUGCUGCAGCAGCAGGCAUGGGCGGUGGUGGCCUGGGCGGUGGUGGCAUGGGUGGUGGGAACCAGCAGAUUUUGCGGCAGAGAUCCUCAAGCCAUGCUGACAUGCUGAGGGGAGGGCAUGCCAAUAUGCCUUCCCCUGCAUCUAGAGCGGGAACAGCUGCACCUCCUGCAUGUUAUUCACCGCUAGGAGCAGCAGGCAUGGCAGCAGGAGCAGGCGUGGCAGGAGCAGCAGGUGUGUCAGCAGCAGGAGCAGCAGCAGCAGCAGCAGCAGGGGGCACAGGGUUUGGGCUUCAAGCGUCUACCUUGGGAUCUCCACUCCCCAUGCCCGCCUCUCACUCCAGGCUGCAGAAAACCUCCUCAGACGCGCCCAGGAGGCUGCAGGAGCUGCUGCAGUUCAAGAUGGUGCAGAGCGGUGCAGCGGGCGGAGGCAGGGGUGCUGGAGGAUUAGGAGGCGGUACCGGGUCUGCUGUGGCAGCCAGUAUGGUUCAGGGAAGUGUGGACUUUUCUCGGGGGAUGAUGGGGGGAGGGGGUGCGCUGGGAGGGGUUGCGCCGAAUUUUGAGACGUACAUGGUGUCUGUAGGGAUGGAUGAUGCUGCUGCUGCUUCGUACCAAGAUGAUGGCGGGUAUGGCGCUGGAUGUGAAGGCGGUUAUGAUAGAACUGGUUACGGUGACGGUUACGUGGAUGCUUAUCAUGGCGGUUGCGAAGAUGCAGGUUACAAUGAAGGUGGUUACAACGGUGCAGGUUACAAUGCUGGUCGUUACGAUGAUGCCGGUUACCAAAAUGAUGGUUACGAAGACAAUUACAACGGUAGCGGCAUGGGGAGUGAAGAAGCCAUGGGGAUUCAGAGGUCCUUCACAGCAGAUGGGCGAAAUGCCCAGCUGCACUCACAGCUGCACACACCGGCAGCCAAGUCACCUGUUCGAAAGCUGUCGCACACGCUGUGCUCCAGUGUUCUAGCCGAUAUACACAAAUGCGCGUCGAAAAAGCAAACAGGAGUCAGCCUAAAGUACAUGAUGGCACACGGCUCGUAUCCCACGGAGCGUAAUCUGAUCACAGCCGCUCAGUUCCUGCACCACGAGCUCCCCGUGCGACUGGCUCAUCGCGUCACGGAACUCGAGAAUCUCCCAUACGGCCUGUCGGAUAAAGCUCCCAUUCUGAAGGUGCGAGACUGGUACGUGGACUCGUUCAAGGACAUCCACCAGUUCCCGCCCAUUGAGAACGCCAGGGAAGAGAUGCGCUUCACGGAGCUGCUAGACCAGGUGAGGAUGCGGCACAACAACGUGAUGCCGACAGUGGCGAUGGGGGUGAGCGAGCUCAAGAGGGACAUGGUGACCGGGAGCACGAGGCAGGGGCUCGACAGCAUGCCCGAAAUCCACCAGUUCUUGGAUCGCUUCUACAUGUCGCGGAUAGGCAUCCGUAUGCUCAUUGGUCAACACGUCGCUCUCCAUAAACCAUCGCCGCCGCCCCACUAUAUCGGGCUGAUCUGCACCAAGGUAUCGCCAGUGGAGGUGGCACGGAACGCAGUGGAUGAUGCACGGUCAGCAUGCAUGCGCACGUAUGGCUCUGCCCCUGAUGUGCACAUCUAUGGCGACCCCGACCUCAGAUUCGCGUACGUGCCGGCCCAUCUGCAUCAGAUGCUGUUUGAGCUCGUGAAGAACUCGCUGCGUGCCGUGCAGGAGCGGUUCGCCGAUGCCGACCAUGACCCGCCGCCCAUCCGCCUGAUUGUGGCCGAUGGCAUGGAGGAUGUCACCAUUAAGAUUUCGGAUGAGGGUGGUGGCAUUCCGCGCAGUGGUCUACCAAAGAUCUGGACGUACCUCUACACCACGGCCCACUCGCCCAUCGCUGCUGCCAACCAGCUGCACGAGAUGCCCACUGUCAUGGCGGGGUAUGGCUAUGGCCUGCCAAUCAGUCGGCUGUAUGCGCGCUACUUUGGGGGCGACCUGCAGGUGGUGUCCAUGGAGGGCUAUGGCACUGACGUCUAUCUGCACCUCAACCGCCUUAGGAAUGUGCAGGAGCCUCUGCCUUAG